AUGGCGGUAUGGCUGCAGCUGGCGGCCGUCGUGUGGGCGGCGACCGCUGCCGCCGCAUGGCGGGAGCCUGUGGUGUGGAGGCCUGGCAUGAUCGGAGCCGAGAAUUGUGACAACAAACAUGGUAAGGGUGGUGGUGGCGGCGGGGUAGGCAUUGGUGCUGGUGUAGGAGGCGGGGCAGGAGGUGGAAUAGGUGUUGGUGGAGGAGGUGGUGCUGGAGGCGGGUUAGGAGGCGGUGUAGGUGUGGGAGGUGGCACAGGGGGCGGCAUGGGCGGUGGUGGUGGAUUUGGAGGAGGAGGUGGUGUAGGUGGUGGCAUUGGUGGUGGUUCCGGAUUUGGCGGUGGAGCGGGUGCAGGUGCUGGUGGUGGAGGUGGCCUUAGUGGCGAUGGGAGGCUCGGAGGUGGAGGUGGGUUUGGAGCUGGUGGCGGCGGUGGUUUCGGUGGCGGUGGUGGAGUAGGAGUUGGUGGUGGGGCUGGUUUUGGAGUAGGAGCUGGCACGGGAGGAGGACUUGGCGGAGGCGCUGGACUUGGAGGAGGUGGAGAAGGAGGAGGAUUGGGCGAUGGCGGUGGAGUGGAGGUGGUGUCGGCGGUGGGUUUGGUGUUGGUGGGGGCGCGGGAGGGGGCCUUGGUGGUGGCGCUGGAGCUGGAGCUGGCGGUGGGAUGGGUGGUGGCGGGGGCAUCGGGGGUGGCUUUGGAGGUGGCGGGGGCUUUGGUGGUGGCACGGGAGCCGGUGGUGGGUUCGGUGUCGGAGCUGGAGCAGGCGGUGGGAUCGGAGGUGGUGGUGGAGGUGGACUUGGAGGAGGAGCAGGAGGAGGACUAG
Molecule: messenger RNA, 816 nt
Organism: Sorghum bicolor (sorghum)
Lineage: Eukaryota; Viridiplantae; Streptophyta; Magnoliopsida; Poales; Poaceae
Product: glycine-rich protein 23
Exons: 2
Coding region: 1-816 (271 amino acids)
Source: RefSeq, a predicted model, not a curated record